AUGAAAUACAACGGAUGUGUUUACUAAGUAAUAUAAUAUUCAUUUGAUUUUUUCGAAUAAUUAAUACUCAACGGAACUUAAGCAAACAAUCAUCAGAAAUCUGUUGAACUUUCAAGAAAAAAUAUAGUAUUUUAGAGGAUAUAUAAACAAAUUGCUGCAUUCUUUAUUUCAUAGACUGUUCAGUGAAGAUUUCUGCGCCCAAUAUGAAAUUCACAAUUCUUGUUAUCUUCUGUCUUACUAUCAUCCUACACUCAUGUUUUAGCCAAAAGCUAGUUGGAGGAGUGCAUCCGGUUGACGAUGCACAGACCAAGAAAAUGAAGCCAAUCGUGAAAAUAGCAGUAAUGGAGUACAAUUACAGAACCAAUAGUCGCUAUUGGUUCACUGAUUAUGACGUGAAAAACAUGAAAACUCAAAUUGUUUCAGGUGCGCUAUAUCAUUUCACGUUGCACAUGAAACAAACCACAUGUUCAAAGAAAAAUGUGAUGCAGAGUUUAAAACAGGGCAAUGAUGUUCAUUGCAAAGUGGAUCAUAGCGUUGUAAGUUACAUUUUUGUAAAGAAUAAUAAUAUUAAUCGAAAUUAGUACUCAUUGUUAUCGAAACUCCACAUUCUCUUGUAUUGUGUGGUAGUUACUUAUCAAUUUACGACUCCGAUGUAAUUAUUCUGUCAAUGAUCUAGACUUCCUUGAUCUGAAGUAUCAGAGUGGCUUACAUAUUAAACGUCAGUUGAUUGUUUUAGAACCAUUUAUCUUCUGAAGCGUGUGGUGUCAUCGUUGCAAUGGUGAAUGCGAAUAUCUCCCUGACAACUUAAAAUUAUGAGCGCUGCACGCCUGAGAAAACAAAUUUCACAGAUUCAUCAUUUUUCACAUAUAAACUACUAAGUAGUAUUAACUGAGAAGUGACCAGCCACUUCACAUUUCACUCAACUGAUGACCUUGAGGAUGAGUUAAUCUUACCGCUGUUGGUAGGUGAAAAUGACUUAUAUCAGAAAGACAUUCUAUGCACGUAUCUACAGAUGAAGGAUAAAAGAGUAUCCAGUUAGUCAGGCAACAUACCUCUUUGGUUUCUGUGUGACUGAUGCACAUUUUAAAAGUCGAUUUUCAGGAAUCUAGCUGUGGAACAACCUAGCAUUAACACCUCGUACUGUUUUACUCAACAGUUCAAGCCUGAACAUUAGUGAUACUAAAACUUCAUUCUGGACUAUAGAUGCAACCUAUCACUAGUGACUGAUAAAAAACAGUGAAACUUCGUCUGGGUGAGUUAGCCGAAGAGGUUGAAAACCGUCGAUGACUGAGGCGGUGACAUGGCUGAAGGUCGCUCACGAUGGUGCAGAUGAAUUCACUCCUCGACAUGCAUAUGCAUACAUGUUGAGCGUGCCGGGCCACCACCCACUUCAAAAUGCAGUGUUAGUCAAAUUUGAGUUAGGUUGAAAGAAGACUCAGGUUGGCGAGACCUAAACGUGAAACCAGUGCAUGAAGUCUCUGACUGUCGGUGUGAACUUUGUAGGGACGUGUAAACUGCCUGGUUUGGGUUCAUGAGUUGACAGGAAUCAGUCAUUGGAGACAAUUGGUGACGUGACUGGAAAUCGUUGACAAUGGUGCAGGUGUAUCCACUCGCUGACAUCCUCUAAAGCUUGAACAUUUUCACUAACUUUGAUUUCUAAGCUUCUUCUCCUCCUAUACAUCUUUGUUCUUUGUAUCAUAUUGUGAAGUGUGGUAACUUGGAUCGAUUCACUUUUGUUCAAGGUUCUGUAUUGAUUUCGCCUGUCCACCUGUCUGAAUUGGACAUAUUUUGAGAAGCUUCAAUUCGAUUAGUGACUUGAAAAUUGGUCGUAUGUUAUGACCGAUUAAUUGACUACAUGCCAACUAAAGCAUAAAAUUUGUUGCGAAUAAGAGACUCAAGCUUUACAUUGCAAUACCUUCUGGUCUGUUUCAAGAUUAGCCACAGAAAUUCGUUAUUCCUUCCUACCCACCUUCUAAAGGACUAAAUAGCUAGCCAAUUUUGAAAAAUGGAAACUUAUUUGUUCAUUUGUUUAUUAUUUCUAGUAUUCUAGGUGAUAUUUUUACGGAAGACAUAUGAAGAAGGAGAUUUGAUUCAAACACCUGAAGCCUAUCAAUUCUAUUUUAUGGAAGGAGGAUUAUUGAAAACAUAAGUUCCGAGCGUGAUCGGAUGGGGAAAAUACUAAGUAUCACAAAUCUGCCAAUUUUUCAUCAUUUACUCACCAAAAGAUACGAUGAUGUGAACAUCUGCAGUAAACUAUAUAUACGGAAUAUUAAUGCAUAAGCCAACGCUACACAGUGUGGCUAGUGGCCUAAGCAGAGUAAUGUUCAAGACUCUUGUUUGAGAACUUCUUCAGGAUUGAGAUGACUUUCUUGAAGGCUGUGUAAUAUACCCUCCUGAUGAGUACUGGAAGGUUCCAGAUCUGUGUUGACUGUUGUUAGUGAUGCUAACACUUUGGUCAACACUCAUAGGACCAGCUAAUUAAUAAAUUCACGAUAAUAAAUAAAUAAAUUCAAUAUUUGUUUAAUUAAACGUUAACUUUAUUAUUUAUCAAAUAUACAGGAUGGUCAAAUAUGCGAAGUUGAAGUUUGGCUUAAACCAUGGGAUAAAACCCAAUAUCAUACUGAGUUCACCAAAUGUUGGGCAGGCAAGCCUUCGUCAAAGAAACCGCAAGAAGGAGGCAAACAAAGAAAUGACCACAAACCAAUUUUGCCAAAAAAGCACUAAGAUCUGAUUCAUUGAGUUAACUAUCUGUUAAAAGAUGAUGGUUUGCUGUCGAAAUUAUUUGUAACUGUUGUUGAGUAAACAAUUUACGAUUAACAAGCAAAAUGUUCGCUUUUCCAACCAUUGUAACAACUUGUUUUGUCUACUGUGUAUCAUUAUACUGCACUGCAAUCCGUUC
Heterobilharzia americana is the source of this 2899-nucleotide messenger RNA. Lineage: Eukaryota; Metazoa; Platyhelminthes; Trematoda; Strigeidida; Schistosomatidae. The record is from the annotation of a GenBank genome assembly.